Molecule: messenger RNA, 1164 nt
Organism: Aricia agestis (brown argus)
Lineage: Eukaryota; Metazoa; Arthropoda; Insecta; Lepidoptera; Lycaenidae
Product: splicing factor YJU2
Exons: 5
Coding region: 139-1092 (317 amino acids)
Biological process (GO): mRNA splicing, via spliceosome
Cellular component (GO): U2-type catalytic step 1 spliceosome
Source: RefSeq, a predicted model, not a curated record
AGUUUCGUUGUGUUUUGGUCUAGUUUUGGUUAACUCUUGGAAAAAUAAUUUUUAUUUUGUAUUCAAUAAGUUGAAUUAGUGGUAAUUUAUCUUUGUUAAAAUCUUUUUAUAGCAGCAUAAUAAAACCCAUAUCCAAAAAUGUCUGAAAGAAAGGUUUUAAAUAAAUAUUAUCCCCCGGAUUUUGAUCCAUCAAAAAUCCCUCGCAUGAAAUUGGCGAAAAACCGUCAAUAUACUGUUCGUCUAAUGGCACCUUUCAACAUGAGAUGCGCUACUUGUGGGGAGUAUAUUUACAAGGGAAAAAAGUUCAACGCAAGAAAAGAGGAUGUUGAAAACGAAGAUUAUUUGGGAAUAAGAAUAUACAGAUUCUAUAUCAAAUGUACUCGCUGUCUACAAGAAAUUUCAUUCAAAACAGACCCUAAGAAUACAGAUUAUGAAAUAGAAGCUGGGGCCACCAGGAACUUUAUGGCUUUAAAGUUAGCAGAAGAACAAGCCAAGCGGGAAGAGGAAGAACAGAAAGAGGAAGAAGCAAAUAAUCCUAUGAAAUUAUUGGAGUAUAGAACAGAACAAUCAAGACAAGAGAUAGAGCUGUUAGAAAGUCUUGAAGAGUUGAAGGAGUUGAAUCGACGACAGAGGUCGGUGGAUUAUGAGAGUAUGUUGAAACAGUAUCAACCCGAAACACCAGAAGAAAGAAAAGCCAGGGAAGAAAAGGAAGACAAUGAGUUUAUCAAGUCAGUUAAAUUCAAUAAUCCAUCUACAAAGCACAAAAUUGUGACCGAAGAAAUAAUUGAGGAGGUGACAGAGGGAGAACCUAGUGUAAAAAUUACGAAAACAGAUACAAAAGACAAUAUCAAUGUUGCAAAAAUUAGCACUACUAAAAAUGAAACAUGGAAUAAGAGUAUUGGUGUACUAUCAAAGAAGACAACAUUAUCAAAUCUCGUGGUAAAAAAAUCAGCACAACCACCAUUGAAUCAGGUUAAGAUUGAAAAAGAAGAAACUUCACAAUCAGAGAAGAUAAAAGAAGAAAAGCCGUCACAAUCAGGAGGAUUAUCACUGUUAGCUAAUUAUUCGGGGAGUGAUAGUGAUUCAAAUUGAAAUUGUAAUUUUGUGGAGUACAAGCAAACAAAAGAGUUGUGAAAUAUAAUUUAUUUUAAUGAGAAACAGGUA